Molecule: messenger RNA, 415 nt
Organism: Rosa chinensis
Lineage: Eukaryota; Viridiplantae; Streptophyta; Magnoliopsida; Rosales; Rosaceae
Exons: 3
Coding region: 80-415 (111 amino acids)
Source: RefSeq, a predicted model, not a curated record
UACUAUCCACACAACCUUAGGCGAGGAAUUAUUCGGAUAUCCAAAAAAGGUUGCCAUCUUCAGAAGGGAUGUGUAUGCCAUGACCAACAUGAAGGAGCUUUCUGGCAACUGUAUUGUGAUGUAUAUGAGCUUUCUUUAUCAAGUGUUAAAGAAAUCGAAGAUGCUUGACAUGAUUGGCUUCGUAGACCCUGCACACACUGGUGUCAUUGGCUGUGGAAAUCUGACUGAACGGGCUCGUUCUUUGUCAGCUUCUUAUGAAAGAGGGAAGCCUGGUCAGAUUUUUUUGGUGCCCUAUAACUCAGGCUGUCAUUGGAUGUUGACGGUGGUGAACCCCACUGAAAAAAUUGUGUAUUUCAUGGAUCCGCUAAAGAGGCGACUUGUCACCGGUGAAUGGAGAACUAUUGUGGACAAGUAA